AUGACGGCGGCCCACAUUGAUGAUGUGGCACCCUACUUCAAGACAGAGCCGGGCUUGCCCCAGAUCCACCUGGAAGGGAACCGCCUGGUCCUCACCUGCCUUGCUGAAGGGAGCUGGCCCUUGGAGUUCAAAUGGAUGCAUGAGGACAGGGAGCUCACCAGCUACACCAGUGAAUACAAGUACACCAUUCCAUCUCUCCAGAGGCUCCAUGCUGGCUUUUACCGCUGUGUUGUGCGAAACAGAAUGGGGGCGCUCUUGCAGCGAAGAUCGGAAGUCCAAGUGGCAUACAUGGGGAACUUCAUGGAGGUGGACCAGCGGAAGACAGUUUCCCAGGGACAGGCAGCUGUCCUCAACUUACUUCCUAUCAACAGCUACCCCAGACCUCAAGUGACGUGGUUCCGAGAAGGACACAAGAUAAUUCCCAGCCACCGAAUAGCCAUCACGCUGGAGAACCAGCUGGUCAUCCUGGCCGCAGGGCCAGACGAUGCGGGUGCGUACUACGUCCAGGCCGUCAACGAGAGGAACGGCGAAAACAAGACCAGCCCCUUCGUCCAUCUGAGUGUAGCACGAGAGAUGAGCCCAUCGGAAGCCGUGGCCCCCACCAUCGUGGUCCCUCCGGGCAACAGGAGCGUGGUGGCCGGAGCCAGCGAGGUGACCCUGGAGUGCAUAGCCAAUGCCAGGCCUGUGGAAGCACUGAGCGUGUCCUGGAAGAGAAAUGGGAUGCGGGUCACCAGCGGCCUGCACAGUUUCGGGAGGUACCUGACCAUCAGCAACCCCACCUCAGCCGACACAGGGGUGUACGUCUGCGAGGCGACGCUGAGGGGACGCAGCUUCGAGCCAGCCAGGGCCAAAGCCUUUCUCUCCAUCAUAGAGCCGCCCUAUUUUACGGCUGAGCCAGAGAGUCGGAUCCUAGCUGAAGUGGAGGAAAGCGUGGACAUCGUCUGCCGAGCCAUGGGGGUCCCGCUGCCCACCCUCCAAUGGUACAAGGAUGCUGUGGCCAUCACCAAGCUCCAGCAUCCCCGCUACAAAGUGCUCUCGAGUGGGGGGCUGCGCAUCCAGAAGCUGCAUCCGGAAGAUUCUGGAAUCUUCCAGUGCUUUGCCAUUAACCAAGGCGGGGAGAUCCAGACGCAUACCUACCUGGACGUCACCAAUAUCGCCCCAACGUUCACUCGGCGCCCAGAGGACACCAUGGUGACAGAUGGAAUGACGGCCACCCUCACGUGCAUGGUGUCUGGAGCCCCCAAGCCCACCAUCACCUGGAGGAGAGGGACCCAGGUCCUGGCCAGCGGCUCCGUGCGGAUUCCUCGGUUCAUGCUUCUUGAGUCCGGGGGUCUGCAGAUCACCCCAGUCUUCCUCCAGGACGCCGGCAACUAUACCUGCUUCGCCACCAACUCCGAGGGCUCCCUGGAUGCCUCAGCCGAGCUCACCGUAUGGAAUCGCACGUCCAUCAUUCGCCCUCCAGAGGACGGGGUGGUGAUUAAGGGGACGACCGCCACACUGCACUGUGGAGCGACGCACGACCCCAGGGUCUCCAUCCGCUAUGUCUGGAAGAAGGACGGUGUGGUGAUGAACCCUUCCGGCAGCUCUCGGAUCAUGGUGGAGAGGGACGGGUCCCUGGUCAUCAGUCAGACGUGGUCGGGGGACAUCGGGGAUUACACCUGCCAGCUCGUCUCCCAGGGAGGAAACGACUCCCGCACCGCCCGUCUGGAAGUGAUCGAGCUGCCUCACCCUCCCCAGAACCUGCUGGCCAGCCUGAACGCGUCGCACAGCCAGGCCGUGAGGCUGUCCUGGGUCCGACCCUUCGACGGAAACAGCCCCGUCCUCUACUACAUCGUGGAGGUCUCGGAGAACAACUCUCCGUGGAAGGUCCAUCUGUCCAGUGUUGGCCCUGAGAUGACCGAGGUCACUGUGAGUGGCCUGACCCCCGCGCGCACCUACCAGUUCCGAGUGUGCGCUGUCAACCAAGUGGGCAAGGGCCAGUACAGCGCGGAGACCAGCAGGUUGGUGUUGCCUGAGGAACCACCUAGUGCUCCCCCAAAAAACAUAGUGGCCAGUGGGCGUACCAACCAGUCCAUCAUGGUGCAGUGGCAGCCGCCCCCCGAAACUGAGCACAAUGGGGUGCUCCGUGGCUACAUCCUCAGGUACCGCCUGGCCGGGCUGCCGGGGGAGCACCAGCAGCGGAAUAUCAGCAGCCCGGAGGUGAACUACUGCCUGGUGAAGAACCUCAUCAUCUGGACGCAGUACGAGAUCCAGGUGGCUGCGUACAACGGGGCUGGCCUGGGUGUGUUCAGCAGGGCCGUGACCGAGUACACGCUGCAGGGAGUGCCCACCGCGCCCCCACAGAAUGUGCAGACGGAAGCUGUCAACUCGACAACGGUCCAGUUUCUGUGGAACCCUCCGCCCCAGCAGUUCAUCAAUGGCAUCAACCAAGGAUAUAAGCUUCUAGCCUGGCCGGUGGAUGUCCCCGAGGCUGUCACCGUAGUGACCAUCGCUCCAGACUUCCAUGGCACACACCACGGGUACGUCACCAACCUGAAGAAGUUCACCGCCUACUUCACGUCUGUCCUGUGCUUCACCACCCCGGGGGACGGGCCCCCCAGCACACCUCAGCUCAUCCGGACGCAUGAAGACCGGCCGGGAGCGGUGGGGCACCUGAGCUUCACAGAGAUUCUGGACACGUCCCUGAAGGUCAGCUGGCAGGAGCCCCUGGAGAAGAAUGGCAUCGUCACCGGCUACCAGAUUUCCUGGGAGGUAUAUGGGAAGAACGAGUCUCGCCUCGCUCACACCCUCAACAGCACGACGCAUGAGUACAAAAUCCAGGGGCUGUCCUCGCUCACCACCUACACCAUCGAAGUGGCUGCUGUCACUGCAGUGGGCGCUGGACUGGUCACCUCAUCCACCAUCUCCUCCGGCGUCCCCCCAGAGCUCCCGGGCGCCCCAUCCAACCUGGUCAUCUCCAACAUCAGCCCCCGCUCGGCCACUCUGCAGUUCCGGCCUGGCUACGACGGGAAGACCUCCAUCUGCAGGUGGAUCGUGGAAGGACAGGUCGGGGCCAUCGGUGACGAGGAGGAGUGGGUCAGCCUGUAUGAGGAGGAGAACGAGCCAGACGCCCAGACGCUGGAAAUCCCAAACCUCACACCGUACACUCACUACAGAUUUCGAAUGCGCCAGGUGAACGUCGUGGGCCCGAGCCCCUUCAGCCAGUCGUCCAGGGUCAUCCAGACGCUGCAGGCCCCGCCCGACGUGGCCCCAACCAGCAUCACUGUCCGCACGGCCAGUGAGACCAGCCUGUGGCUGCGCUGGGUGCCCCUCCCUGACUCCCGGUACAACGGGAACCCCGAGUCCGUGGGCUACAGGGUCAAGUACUGGCGCUCCGACCUCCAGGCUCCCGUCCUGGCCCAAGUCAUCAGUGACCGGCUGGAGCGGGAGUUCACGGUGGAGGAGCUGGAGGAGUGGACGGAGUACGAGCUGCAGAUGCAGGCCUUCAACGCCAUCGGGGCCGGGCCGUGGAGCGAGGUGGUGCGGGGCCGCACGCGGGAGUCAGUUCCUUCCGCUGCUCCUGGAAAUGUGACGGCCGAGGCAGUCAGCUCCACCCAGAUCCUGUUGACAUGGGCGUCUGUGCCCGAACCGGACCAGAACGGGCUCAUCUUGGGCUACAAGGUCCUGUUCCGGGCCAAGGACCUGGACCCCGAGCCCCAGAGUCACGUGGUGCGUGGGAACCACACACAGUCGGCACUGCUCGGGGGUCUGCGCAAGUUCGUGGUCUACGAGCUGCAGGUGCUGGCCUUCACGCGCAUCGGCAAUGGGGUGCCCAGCUCCCCGCUGGUGCUGGAGCGCACCAAGGAUGAUGCCCCAGGCCCCCCCGUGAGGCUCGUCUUCCCAGAAGUGAGACUGACGUCGGUGCGGAUUGUGUGGCAGCCCCCAGAGGAGCCCAACGGCAUCAUCCUGGGUUAUCAGAUCGCCUACCGCCUGGCCACCAGCCACCCCAACACCUUCACCACUGUGGAGGUGGGCGCCACGGUGAGGCAGUUCACGGCCACCGAGCUGGCCCCCGAGUCGGCCUACAUCUUCCGGCUGUCGGCCAAGACCCGGCAGGGCUGGGGCAGCCCCCUGGAGGCCACCGUCAUCACCACGGAGAAGAGAGAGCGUCCGGCGCCCCCCCGAGAGCUGCUGGUCCCCCAGGCCGAGGUGACCGCGCGCAGCCUCCGGCUCCGGUGGACCCCGGGCAGCGACGGCGCCUCCCCGAUCCGCUACUUCACGGUGCAGGUGCGCGAGCUGCCAGGCGGAGCGUGGCACAGCUACUCCUCGUCCGUGGGCCACGAGGCCACCGCCUGCCUGGUCGAGAGGCUGAGGCCCUUUACAUCCUACAAGCUGCGCCUGAAAGCCACCAAUGACAUUGGGGACAGUGACUUCAGCGUGGAGACGGGAGCAGUGACCACCCUGCAGGAUGUGCCCGCAGAGCCGCCCAGCCUGGUCUCGGUGACACCUCACACCACGUCCUCCGUCCUCGUCCAGUGGCAGCCCCCCCGGGACGAGAGUCUGAACGGCCUGCUUAUGGGUUACCGGAUCUACUACCGCGAGCUGGAGUCCGAGGCUGGGCUGGGCAUCAAAGCCAAGACCCAGAAGAAUCCUUCCGCCCUGAGAGCCGAGCUCACAGCCCACAGCAGCUUCAAGUCUGUGAACAGCAGCUCCACGCUAACCACGUACGAGCUAACACAUCUGAGGAAAUACAGACGCUACGAGGUGGUCCUGACGGCCUACAACAUUGUGGGUGAGAGCCCGGCCAGCUCGCCCGUGGAGGUCUUUGUGGGAGAGGCCGCCCCUGCAAUGCCCCCCCAGAAUGUGCAAGUGAACCCCCUCACAGCCAGCCAGCUGGAGGUGACGUGGGACCCCCCGCCUCCCGAGAGCCAGAAUGGGAACAUCCAAGGCUACAAGAUCUAUUACUGGGAGGUUGGGAGCAGGAACGAGACGGAGAAGAUGAAGGUGCUGUUCCUCCCGGAGAGCUCGGUGAAGGUCAAGAACCUCACGAGCCACACCAAGUAUCUGGUCAGCAUCUCCGCCUUCAACGCGGCCGGGGAUGGGCCCACCAGUGAACCCCGGCAGGGCCGGACCCACCAGGCAGCUCCCAGCGCCCCCAGCUUCCUGGCCUUCUCAGAAAUCACGUCGACCACGCUCAACGUGUCAUGGGGCGAGCCGGCGGCAGCCAACGGCGUCCUGCAGGGCUACCGGGUGGUGUACGAGCCCCUGGUGCCGGUGCAGGGUGUGAGCAAGGUUGUGACUGUGGACAUUAAGGGCAACUGGCAGCGCUGGCUGAAGGUGCGUGACCUCACCAAAGGGGUCACCUACUUCUUCCGGGUGCAAGCACGGACCAUCGCCUACGGACCCGAGACCCAGGCCAAUGUCACGGCUGGGCCUGCACAGGGCUCCCCAGGAUCCCCCAGAGACAUCUCGGUGACCAAGUCCUCCUCAGAGCUGACCCUGCAGUGGACAGAGGGGAGCACAGGCACCACGCCCACUACAGGCUAUGUCAUUGAGGCCAGGCCGUCAGACGAAGGGCUGUGGGACAUGUUUGUGAAGGACAUUCCACGGAGCGCCACGUCCUACACGGUCCACCUGGACACACUCCGGCACGGUGUGUCCUACGAGUUCCGCGUGGUGGCCGUCAACGAGGUGGGCUAUGGGGAGCCCAGCAGCCCCUCCAUGGCUGUAUCAGCCCAAGUAGAAGCCCCGUUCUACGAGGAGUGGUGGUUCCUCCUGGUGAUGGCGCUGUCCAGCCUCAUCAUUGUCCUGCUGGUGGUCUUCGCCCUGGUCUUGCAUGGACAGAACAAGAAGUACAAGAACUGCAGCACAGGGAAGAACCUCUCCAACAUGGAUGAGGCCGUGACACUGGACAAUGGAGGGUUUGCUGCCCUGGAGCUCAACAGCCGCCACCUCAACGUCAAGAACACCUUCUCCAAGAAGAACGGGACCAGAUCCCCUCCCCGGCCCAGCCCAGGCGGCCUGCACUACUCAGACGAGGACAUCUGCAACAAGUACAAUGGGGCUGUGCUGACCGAGACUGUGAACCUCAAGGAGAAGUCCGUGGACGCGUCUGAGUCUGAGGCCACCGACUCUGACUAUGAGGACGAGCCGCCCAAGCACUCCUUCGUCAACCACUACAUGAGCGACCCCACCUACUACAACUCCUGGAAGCGCAGGCCCCCCAGCGGCAAGAACCCCGCGCCCUACCGCUACGAGGAGUGCUUGGGGGCCGAGCCGGGGCGCCUCCAGACUGUGGUGACCACGCAGAGCUCCGGGGGCGUCUACACCCCCGCGGGCCCCCAGCCUGGCGCCCGUGCGCCCCUCACCGGCUUCUCCUCGUUCGUGUGA
Messenger RNA from Elephantulus edwardii (Cape elephant shrew), 6369 nucleotides. RefSeq names its product sidekick cell adhesion molecule 1 (gene SDK1). The coding region runs from base 1 to 6369 and encodes 2122 amino acids. The transcript is spliced from 45 exons. Gene Ontology annotation, molecular function: protein binding. Lineage: Eukaryota; Metazoa; Chordata; Mammalia; Macroscelidea; Macroscelididae. The record is from RefSeq and is a predicted model, not a curated record.